AUGAGCCAUCUACCUUGUGCGUCAAAGAAGAAAAACCAUGUUCCGCACCCGGCCCUUUCCGACCAUGUCGUGGAGGAGAUCUUCGCGCGGCUUCCGGCCAAGAUGGUGUUCAGGCUCCGCUGCCUCUCACGCGCUUGGUCUGCUACGCUCUCCUCCGACGGUUUCGAGGACCUCCAUCUACGCGCCGCAAACCUCCACGGCGGCCCUAGGAUCAUGUGCAUGGACGACGACGACGAUUACGGGGGGACACGAAAGGGGCUCGCAUCGUCGCUCGACCGCCCCGGCGGCGCACCGUUCCUGGACGCCCCGCGGAUCAUCACGGGAUACUGUUAUCCACCCCUCAUCACCCCGGACAUGCAUGAUCACCCGCGCUACAAGAGAGCUCCGCACCUCACCACGCAACCCUGCCGCGGCCUCGUCAUCCUAGAAGCUGUGGAAGCAAGGCUCUUCCAUGUCUUCAACCCAUCCACCGGCCAGAUUGCGACCCUACCAGAGGGCCGAACAACGGGCCCUAGAACUCAUUAUGGCCCAUACUAUGCAUACUUCGGGCUCGGCUAUGACGCGCACACCUGCAAACACAAAGUUGUACGCGUUCAUUACCGCGGCCGCGCCGGGCGACUCCCACUAUCCACGGGAACUGGAUGCGAGAUCUACGACAUAAAUAGCGCCAACUCCGAGGGAUCAUGGCGCACCGUCAUCGGUGCGAAGCCGACAUGCUGGAUAGACUCUUACAGCAGAAGCGUCUUCAUGCAAGGGCACUGCUAUUGGUUAGCACACCGGAAAUUGUGCCCUCGAGAGGAUCUGAUUCUUCUCAACUUCUCCAUCAGAAACGAGACAUUUGGGAUCGUAUCGCCACCGCCGGGCUUGCGCGACGACUCUCGGUAUCAUCAUAGCAAUUACGACCUGACGGAGCUCAAUGGAAGACUAUGCAUUUUCCGCCAAUUCUCCAGGUGGCAUGAGCAGUACGAUGUGUGGCUCCUAAACCGAAUUGGAUCGGAUACAGAUUGGCAUCUUCACUGUCGCAUUGACCUAGCCAGGGCGUUCCCGCAGCUUACCAAGUUCACGUUCAUGCCCUACAACGACAAUGAGAAGCAUGGAUCUUCCAUGGCCCCACUUGCAAUUGUCGACGACGGCCGUCGCAUCCUGCUCACAGAACAUGACACACCAACAGCAAUAUAUGCAUAUACUACCGACACCGGCUACACUGAGAGCCUCAUUGACAUGAGCUUCAGGAACGUAAACCUGGCUGCAGUGUACGAGGAAAGCAUCGCCUCUCCCGGGUGCCAGCCAUGUGAGGAGAUCGCCCUAAUUUCCUCAUCAUCUACACAGGCCUUGUUGGCAAUAUUACGUCUGCUGCCAGAGCAUACCCGUGCAAACCUUAAGCUUGUCUGUCGAAGUUGGCGCUGCAUGGUCGAAAGUGACAUCUGGCGGUGCAUAAAACACACAUAUUAA
Messenger RNA from Lolium perenne, 1452 nucleotides. RefSeq names its product F-box/kelch-repeat protein At3g06240-like. The record is from RefSeq and is a predicted model, not a curated record. Gene Ontology annotation, molecular function: protein binding. NCBI's taxonomy places the organism in Eukaryota, Viridiplantae, Streptophyta, Magnoliopsida, Poales, Poaceae.